Messenger RNA from Purpureocillium takamizusanense, 2695 nucleotides. RefSeq lists its product as uncharacterized. The transcript has 3 exons. Lineage: Eukaryota; Fungi; Ascomycota; Sordariomycetes; Hypocreales; Ophiocordycipitaceae. The record is from RefSeq and is a predicted model, not a curated record. The coding region runs from base 839 to 2440 and encodes 533 amino acids.
GGCCAUGUCACGCGAGGCCGAGGCAUUUAAUGCACUGGGCAACUAUCGCGUGAGCCCAAGUGGUAUCUGAGUCUCCCCCCUUUGUCCGUCGGAUCUCAAAUCACAUAUUGCUCCGCGCCGCGGUGCUCAUCGGCAUCCGCGAUCAGAAGCGCCAUCCGUGGUGGCCCGACAGGCCCUCGCACGCGCUCGAGAGACCACCAACUCGGCUCUAUUCCACGGAACCUGUCGCCAAAUUUGGGCUGGGUAUUGCCGUCUCUUUGGCGGUUUCAUGGCCGGCAAAAUAGACAAUGAUCCUGCACUAUCAGACCUUGCAGUCGAUCGUGGUUGCUGGGGGGGCCAUGGGGCCGUUGCGGUGCCGCUGCUCGUCAUCCGUCCACAGCUUCAAUAACACGCGGGGUUUGCCUGAGCAUCUUGAAUACCAAACGGCCUGCCUGUUCCUUCGAGCGACCACCUUUGAUUGCGGUCGAAAACUUCAAGUAAAUUAUGCUGCAAUUCAUCAGCUCUCAGAUCUCGCUCGCACCAUCGCCUACAUUCCACACCAUCAUCGCAACGCGCGAACCUAGGUCGUGCAACCUGUCCCCCUGUCACUUACAUCAGCUAUUUGGCGCCCUUGCAAGUGAGGCUGUAAAACCUGCAUGGCAGGAUCCAAUCCAAGAUGCACUGUUUAGGCAUUAUUUCCCUUCCAACCCGGAACCUCAGCUGGCCGGGGUGCAGCCACCAUGCGCCAGCUUCCGUCCUCUUGUUGUUAUAAGUCGUCGUCGCCCGUGCCUUCCAGCGCACGGCACAUCUGCAGCUUACUCACCCUUUCUAAGCCAGCUCCUAGACGCAAGGGCCCAAGAUGGGCGUCAGAUCCUCGCCCGCUUCUUCGAGUAUAUCUGGGGCUGCGCAGAGCCUCUUGACCAAGUCGGAAUGCGUCCGGUUUCCCAAUAUUUACGAGUUUGUGGCGGGCAACGGCGCUCCAUGUGAUGGCAAAGCCCUGGUUCGCUCUGUCAGGUUUGCCCAGGGACAGUCCGCUCAAUUCUGCGUGCUCAAUGCAGCCACGCUGGAACCCACGCACCCCGUACCAGAACAUGGCGGUGUUGGCAAAAAGAUCGCGGAGCUCAUCAUCGUUGAGAAAGCCGACACCGCCGUCCUACAACUCAUACUGCAGCAGCGAGUUUCCGAGAGAGACCGCUCAUCGUUUCUAAAGUGCCUCGACGACUAUCUCGAAGACCAGCCGUCCUUUAACUUCUCAGAUGUCACGCGACAACUCGCCCCUUUACCCUCUGUGACGUCCAAGCAGCGGCACGUCGCCUUCAAGUACGUCACCGCGAGGGAGUUUGACCGGCCGUUUCGUCUGGAGUAUACGCAGGUCCAGCAGGCGGGGAGAGCGGCCGGCGCGUGGAGAAUCGGUCGGACUUGGGGGCCAAUGAACCCGGUGCAGCGACAUGAGACCGAGGGCGGGAUUUCCGAGUUUUGCCCGCUCGCCGUGACGCGCACGCAGGCGGCGGUGUGGUUCAACGGAGAUGGAGACGAGCUCUGGAGUUUCGGGGUCAUCUUGCUCGAUGAGCCGCCUCGCAUGGUAGGCUUACCAGGCAGGCUGCGGCCGCCAUACCACGUUAUUGAGGGCGAGCCGUAUUCUGGCUAUCACUCUCCAGCCGAGCUUUUGUCUGAAUGCAUGCGUCGCAACGCCAAGCUGCAGGCUGGAGACAUUCCUACCCCACUCAUACUGGCGCAGAACCUGUAUCGGGUGGUCGGGUUUGAGUGGACGCUUUUGAUAUCCUACUACACGCGGGAUCUCAACUCCAUCGAGUGGGCACUCCAAAACGGCAGAGGGGAUCACGAGACCAGCACCGACGACCUCAAGGCCGCCAUGCAAACCCUGUUCCUCAGUCGACGACGGAUCCCCUGGUACCGGGGCUUGCUUCGGGAGCAGUUGAGCUCAUGCCAGCCCAGGGGGCGGCGUUUCUGGAGCACCGCGGGAGAUUUCAUCCGCAGCAAAGCCGAGAGCACCGGUACGACGUCGGAGGAGAUUGCCGACGACUUUAGGCAGCUCGAGUACCUCAUGUCGCAGAUGCACGACCGGCUGGACGCCAGCAUGGCGCACAUCACGGGCCAGACUACGAUCCUGGAGGCGCAGCGGGCGCACGAGCAGAAUCAGAUGACGCUGAGGCAAAACGAGAUCACGUUUGCGCAGAACAAGACGCUUCUCGUGCUGGCACUCGUGGGGACCUUUUUCCUGCCCAUCAGCGCGACGGCCGCCGUCUUCAGCAUGGCCGGGAGCUGGGCGCCGGGCGAGAGCUCGUUCCCGCUGUUCUGGGCCAUCAGCAUCCCCAUGUCGCUGAUCUUGGUCACCUGCUUCAUGUUGUUCCAGUAUUGGGAGUUUGUCAACCGGCGGCGUAGGAGUCAGGGGAGGAGGCCACGACUGGCUGCACGAGCUGGUGUACGCGAGGGCAGUUAGCGAUGGAUAUUACGAGAUGGACAAUACACCGCGUGGAUACGAAGCUGGUGAUGGAAAUUUGGAUAAACUCGAAGAGUCUACUACUUGCUACUCCCCCAGGCCCCAGGAGCGGAGAGUGGUGAAUGUAUCAGUCCAAUCAGGGGGGGAUGGGGGUUGCUUGGAAGACGACAGGGCAACCGAGAGAGCCAAGCUACGUCGUUACAUGCCUCUUUCUCGUGUACUUCGUAGAGUCAGACUCGAAGGUGAAGAUUCCGC